Messenger RNA from Podospora pseudopauciseta, 1137 nucleotides. It is a transcript of the gene TPM2, whose product is annotated as tropomyosin-2. The coding region runs from base 430 to 915 and encodes 161 amino acids. The record is from RefSeq and is a predicted model, not a curated record. NCBI's taxonomy places the organism in Eukaryota, Fungi, Ascomycota, Sordariomycetes, Sordariales, Podosporaceae. The transcript has 3 exons.
GUUGGUCGCGUCUCACUCUGUCCCCCAGCAUCCAUAAAAAGAACAAGUUGGUUGGCAGAGCAACGGCGCAGCAGCCGAAUGCUCUUGGUGCAGCUCGACAACAGUGCCCCACCUUUUAGGCUGGGGGUGGUGAUCAGACAAGUGACUGCCACCCGUCGGCAGCAAAUGGAAACGCGGCCGCUGGCCAGGAGGAGGGAGUGGAGGGGGGUGGAGGGUGAGCCAGGUGAGGGGCACUUCCUUGUCUUCAUUUCCUACCUAAUCCACCAACAUUUGCCAGCUCUCAUCCACCCACUUACCUCUCCUUUUAUUGCCCAACACAUCCGACUUUCAACUUGAACAUCUGCAAACCCGCGACUUCUUUCUCGAACACCAACAACUCGUCCUCCUCUCUACAACCAAACCCACCUUUUCCACACACCCAACACCACCAUGGAUCGCAUCAAGGAGAAAAUGACCCAGCUCCGUUUGGAGUCUGAGGAAUCUGCUGCCAAGGUCGAAGAGCUCCAGGCCAAGGUCAAGGCGCUCGAGCAGGAGAACCUCCAGAAGGAGCAGGAGAUCAUCUCCCUUACGCACAAGAACAGCGUUCUAGAGUCCGAGGUAGAGAAAUACGAAACUCAGGUCAAGGACCUCAAGAGCGCUGCCAGCGAAGGCGCGCAGCACGGAACCCAGAACGAAACGCUGACUCGGAGACUCCAACUUCUCGAGGAAGAGGCUGAGCAAGCAGAUAAGACUUUGCGCGAGGCCAACGAGAAGUUGCGACAGACCGACGUCAAGGCCGGACACUUCGAGCGGAAAGUCCAGGCUCUCGAGCAGGAGCGCGAUCAGUGGGAGUCUAAGUACGAGGAGAUGGCCAAGAAGUACGCCACCGUCCAGAAGGAGCUGGAGGACUUCCAAAACGAGAUUGGCAACAUCUAAGCGGCGCUCAUCCAGCUUGCUGUUGUUGGGUACGGGACAGGUCUCGUCGGCGGCAUCUUUUCUUCACAAACAUGCUCGGGCUGUGGUUCUCGGGUGUGAGGUUUUCAAUGCCGUAUGUCGAUUGAUGGAGACAGAAGGAGGAUGUUUGGACUGGUUUUCCCACUGCCUACAGUAUUUAGUUUUUGCGGCUUUUUACAACACAAACACACACAAUUACCCCAA